AUGUCAAAGGGGGGUCAACGGGAGGCAGUAAAGAAGAUGGCAAACGAUAUGUUGGCGAAGUGGACACUAGAUCCUCAGUGUCAGAAGGCUGUUGUUUUUGUGGUCUCUACGGACGACAUGAAGUUUUGGGUAGCACGUGACGACAAGGUGCCCGUCUAUGCAGAUGAAUUCACAGAGAUUUUUAACCAGCAGAAGUCGCUUUUCCAACAGAACAACUAUCAGCAAGCGCUCACAAACAUUAUGCAGAAAACUUGGGAAAAGGCGCUUUCGAAGCAAGGAUCACCUAGACCUGCUGGUGGUCGUGGUAUGGGAGGAGGUGGACAGCCUGCACCUGAACCUGGUUUUGGGAUUGAUUCAGGCGGUAAAGGAAUGGGAGGCGGUGGUUUCAAGGCACCAUCCAUUCCGGGAUGGUUUUGGUUUGCACUCGUGGGGAUCAUCAUACCGCUGUUGUGCUGUUGCUGCUGCAUAUACUGCUGUUGUUGUCGCGGAAAAGGCGGCGGUGGCGGACGAGCUAGUGUUCCUACUACUGAUGGCGGCAUGGGCGGCCCAGGUGGAGGUAUGGGUGGCGGUGGCCGUGCUGGUGGAGGCAGUUCGAUGUUCAGAAACUUUGCAGGCGGAAUGGGAGGAGCAGGAAUUGGGUCGCUGCUUGGGAACUUGAUUUCUGGACGACAAAAUAUUCCAGGUGGUGGCGGCUCUGCACCACCAAUGGGCGGUGGCGGCAUGGGAAUGGGUGGUUUCGGCGGAGGCGGUUAUGGUGGAGGUGAAUAUCAAGGUGGAGGUGCCUAUCCAGUAGCGCCUGGUCCGAUCUACGAUGACAAUGGCGGGCAAGGCGGUGGUGGAUUAUAUCCAUCAAAGCCCGUUAAGGACGAAGGUGGUGGAGGCAGUUGGGCGUAG
This is a messenger RNA of Ostertagia ostertagi, 894 nucleotides long. Lineage: Eukaryota; Metazoa; Nematoda; Chromadorea; Rhabditida; Trichostrongylidae. The record is from the annotation of a GenBank genome assembly.